GAGGGCGUGGGGGGAGGGUCUCGCUCUCCCGACGCCCAGAGCCCGAGAGGGAAGACCCUGGCGGCGGCCGCCUGACACUCGGCGCCUCCUGCCGUGCUCGGGGGCGGCAUGUCCGAGGCUGGCGGGGCCGGGCCGGGCGGCUGCGGGCCGGGGGCCGGGCCCGGGGCGCUGCCCCCGCAGCCCCCCGCGCCGCCGCCGCCGCCGCCGCCGCCGCCGCCCGCGCCCCCGCAGGGCUUCUCCUGCGGUCCGGCGACGGCUGUGGCUGCGGCGGGCACGGCCGAAGGACCGGGAGGCGGUGGCUCGGCCCGGAUCGCCGUGAAGAAGGCGCAGCUGCGCUCGGCUCCGCGGGCCAAGAAACUGGAGAAACUCGGAGUGUACUCCGCUUGCAAGGCUGAGGAGUCCUGUAAAUGUAAUGGCUGGAAAAACCCCAACCCCUCUCCUACUCCCCCCAGAGCCGAUCUGCAGCAAAUAAUCGUCAGUCUAACGGAAUCCUGUCGGAGUUGUAGCCAUGCCCUAGCUGCUCAUGUUUCCCACCUGGAGAAUGUGUCAGAGGAAGAAAUGAACAGACUCCUGGGAAUAGUGUUGGAUGUGGAGUAUCUCUUUACUUGUGUCCACAAGGAGGAAGAUGCAGAUACCAAGCAAGUUUACUUCUACCUAUUUAAGCUCCUGAGAAAGUCUAUUUUACAAAGAGGAAAGCCUGUGGUUGAAGGCUCCUUGGAGAAGAAACCCCCAUUUGAAAAGCCUAGUAUUGAGCAGGGCGUGAAUAACUUUGUACAGUACAAAUUUAGUCACCUGCCAUCAAAAGAAAGGCAAACAAUAGUCGAGUUGGCCAAAAUGUUCCUAAACCGCAUCAACUAUUGGCAUCUGGAGGCACCAUCUCAACGAAGACUGCGCUCUCCCAAUGACGAUAUUUCUGGGUACAAAGAGAACUACACAAGGUGGCUGUGUUACUGCAAUGUGCCACAGUUCUGUGACAGUCUACCUCGGUAUGAAACCACCCAGGUGUUCGGGAGAACGUUGCUUCGCUCAGUCUUCACCGUUAUGAGGAGACAACUGCUGGAACAAGCAAGACAGGAAAAAGACAAACUGCCUCUUGAGAAACGAACUCUGAUCCUCACUCAUUUCCCAAAAUUUCUAUCCAUGUUAGAAGAAGAAGUUUAUAGUCAAAACUCUCCCAUCUGGGAUCAGGAUUUUCUCUCAGCCUCUUCCAGAAUCAGCCAACUAGGAAUCCAAACAGUUAUCAAUCCGCCUCCUGUGGCCAGGACAGUUUCCUACAAUUCAAAUUCAUCUUCCCUUGAGCAGCCGAAUGGAGGGAGUAGCAGUCCUGCCUGCAAAGCUGCUUCUGGGCUAGAGGCAAACCCAGGCGAAAAGAGGAAAAUGAAUGACUCUCAUGUUCUGGAGGAGGCCAAGAAACCCCGAGUCAUGGGGGAUAUUCCAAUGGAAUUAAUCCAUGAGGUGAUGUCCACCAUCACAGACCCUGCAGCAAUGCUUGGACCAGAGACCAAUUUUCUGUCAGCCCAUUCAGCAAGGGAUGAGGCAGCAAGGCUGGAAGAGCGCAGGGGUGUGAUUGAAUUUCACGUGGUUGGCAAUUCCCUGAACCAAAAGCCGAACAAGAGGAUCCUGAUGUGGCUGGUCGGCCUGCAGAAUGUGUUCUCCCAUCAGCUGCCCCGAAUGCCAAAAGAGUAUAUCACGCGGCUCGUCUUUGACCCGAAACACAAAACCCUCGCUUUAAUUAAAGAUGGCCGUGUUAUUGGUGGUAUAUGUUUCCGUAUGUUCCCAUCCCAAGGAUUCACAGAGAUUGUUUUCUGUGCUGUAACUUCAAAUGAACAAGUCAAGGGCUAUGGAACACAUCUGAUGAAUCAUUUGAAAGAAUAUCAUAUAAAACAUGACAUCCUGAACUUUCUCACAUAUGCAGAUGAAUAUGCAAUUGGAUACUUUAAGAAACAGGGUUUCUCCAAAGAAAUUAAAAUACCUAAAGCCAAAUAUGUUGGCUACAUUAAGGAUUAUGAAGGAGCCACUUUAAUGGGAUGUGAGCUAAAUCCUCGGAUCCCAUAUACAGAAUUUUCUGUGAUCAUUAAAAAGCAGAAAGAGAUAAUUAAAAAGCUGAUAGAAAGAAAACAGGCCCAGAUUCGGAAAGUUUACCCCGGACUUUCAUGUUUUAAAGAUGGAGUUCGACAAAUUCCUAUAGAAAGCAUUCCUGGAAUUAGAGAGACAGGCUGGAAACCAAGUGGAAAGGAGAAAAGUAAGGAGCCCAAAGACCCUGACCAGCUUUACAGCACGCUGAAGAGCAUCCUUCAGCAGGUGAAGAGCCAUCAAAGCGCUUGGCCCUUCAUGGAACCGGUGAAGAGAACGGAAGCUCCGGGAUAUUAUGAAGUUAUAAGGUUUCCCAUGGAUCUGAAAACCAUGAGUGAACGCCUCAAGAAUAGGUACUACGUAUCUAAGAAAUUAUUCAUGGCAGACUUACAACGAGUCUUUACCAAUUGCAAAGAAUACAACCCCCCUGAGAGUGAAUACUACAAAUGUGCCAAUAUCCUGGAGAAAUUCUUCUUCAGUAAAAUUAAGGAAGCUGGAUUAAUUGACAAGUGAUGUUCCCCCCCUGCUGCUUAGAGAUUCAUCAAGCAGUGUGCCUAAUGCAAGGUGGUUUAGUUGUACAAAGAAUUGGACAAAAUAUGUCGAAGAGACUUGUAAUAAUUAGCACUUUUGAAAAACAAACAAAAAACCUCCUUUUAGCUUUUCAGAUAUGUAUAUAAAUUGACAUAGAACAUUUUUAUUUUAUGGAAUAGAUUUUAAUCUAUUUAGUACUAUUAAUGUAAAUUUUCUAUGGCAUGUCCAUUAGACAACUAUUACAAGAUAAAUGGUCAGGGGUUUCCUCAAAACCUGUAUGUGAGGAAAUUGCACAUUGUCUCAAGAUUUGGGGGAUUCUAGAAAAUUUCAGACCAUGAAUGUUUCCAUGUUUUUCUAAUGGAAUGUGAGAAUUUAUUUUUAUUUUAUUCUGAAGGACUUUAAGGAAGGGAUACGUGAUUUUAAAAAACCCAUAAAAGGUGAAAUACAUUUGAAGUCUCAUUGUAGACUUCACAUAUAUAUUUUUAAAACACUCAUCUAAAUGAGGUGCUUUGAGCAGUUCUGAAAAAUGCAGCUCUACAAAAGCAACUGCUUUGAUUUCUAAGGAGGAAAUUUUAAAUAAUGCGACAUUUUAUAAGCAUCUGGAGUUUUGAUAAUUCUGUCUACCUACAACAAACUUGUGUGUUCAUAACCACUAUUUUAAUAAUUGUUUUCUCUACAUAAAUGUUUAAUAUAGUGUUUGACUUUGCUUAUGCAGGCCAUAAGUUCCAAAAGGUAAUUUCCCAGGCCACAAAGGCGUAAAUUUGAAAACACUUAAGAUUUAAUCCACAUAUUUUAAUAGGAAAAAAGUUUAUAGUUUACACAUAUAUCAAUAUGGUGAAUCCUUUUCUAAAAUAAGGAUUUAUUUAUUUGGUAUACACAACACCAUUUAUAAAGUAUACAUGAGGAUUUUUCAUUUUUCAUCUCCCGAUAUUGUUUGUUGUCAGUGGUGAAUUAAAUUCCAACCAAGGUUUUCUGUCAGUAUUUUAAUACCUAUAUUGCUAUAUAGGUCUAAGGUCAUAUCCCACUAAAAUCCAUUAUACAACCAACCUUAUUAACCUGUCUUCGAUUUAUUUCCUAAUUACACUACAAAGAAAAGUGGGACUUCUGCCAUCCCAAGUCUGGGAAAAUCAACUAAUAUACAACCAUAGAAAUGAAGGCCAUCCUGGUGGUCUUGACACUAAUUUUUAUGAUGCAAAUUUAUAAACUCGUUUUUGUAAAGGAUGGAAUUUUAAAAGUGUAUUUAUCUUGAUUUUUCUAUCAGCAUAAAUAAAUUAAAAUGAUCAGUAACAGUCAUUAAAAACCAUUGCCAGUGAUAGUCUGUGUGAAGGGAAAAACCCUGCAAAUGGCUAUUAAGUUGAAAGUGUUGUUUUUGAUACAAAUGAGAUAUUCAGAAUGCUCACAUGGAAAAAUGCCUCAUCUUUUUUAAGUAUAAGAAACUACCUUCAGUGGUGUCUAGAUUUCUAUGAAGAAUGAUGAUACAGCUUGGAUUAAGUUAUUUUGGACUGGUUUUAACAGUGCUUUGUAUCAGAUCUGCCAAAGCAUCUGUCCAGCUUGGUAUCCUGUGAAAGUUUGUUAUUUUCUUGGUAGACAUUCUUAUAGAGUAUUGUCUUUAAAAUGAGAUCGUCUCUUCUAUAUUGAAAGCAUUUUUAUGUUUUCUAAUUUAAAAAUUAAUAUUUUCUUAUAGAUAUUGUGCAAUAAAGCUGAAGUAGAAUGUGUGGUUUUGCAAAUGCUUUAACAGCUGAUAAAAUUUUACAUUUGUAAAAUUAAUAUAUUGUACUGGUACAAAAUAGUUUUAAAUUAUAUUUUAAAAAGCUCCCAGUCUGGUGGUGUGUUUUCUUCUUCUAGCCAACUGAGGUUAGAAGCACAAACAUGUGAUUUGGGAGAUGACUACUGACUGUAUACCCUUAAUCCUUAGCUCUUCAGCAUGUUGUUGAAGACAUUUAGAGUUGUAUUUGUGGGAAGCGUCAUAAAAAUCCACAGCUCAUCAGUGAGAGAUUUUCAAGAGGAAAGGUACUGAACUCUUGUCUUUUGAGUCAUCCACUAUGUCUUAUGAUCCAUCAAAGAAGAUUGUUAUUGGCUUACAAGUUAAAAGGUCUUUUACAGUAUUUUUACUUGGUAUCUGUGAAAUAGAUUAAAAAAAAAAAAACCAGCUAAUUUUUAAACAUCUCCCAUGUGAGCUUCCAACGUCACUCAAAAUGCUUCCUGUGGGAAAGAGUGUCCUGUCCCAUUGGAGGGUGAAAGACCCCCACAGAAAGGAUUGCUCUUCCCUCUUGAAAACUGAACCAACUAAGGAGUCGUAAACAUACUGUAAAAAUUGGGCAUAUUUUGGCCAAUUUAUCACCAGAAUUACUGAUAAAAUGAACAUUGGAGAAUGUGGCUUCCUUAUCCCUGUGGAAAAUGAGAAUGUGAUUGGCUCUCCAGUAACCAGCAGCUCUGCACCGUUGCCGACCUCCCUUCCUGGGGCAGGGUAAUCCCGUAGUAGUGCAGGUAAGAGAGAGGCAUUAUCAACCUAUGUCCAUAACAGCCUAUAAGUAUGCUACUACUCAAGUUACCAACUAAGUGAAGUGCCCUCCAGGGAGGAAUGAAUGAGGGCAGAAGAAAGCCAGAUAAUGGAUGGAAGUUCUGGAAUGGAGAAUCCAUCCCCAUCCUUAUAUCUGUAGUGAAGAAUCUCUCAAUAGGGGUGGGCAUUGUGGCACAGUGGGAUCAGCCACCGUUUGUGAUGUAGGCCUUGUAAAGGGGUGCUGGUUAGAGUUCAGACUUCUCCACUUCUGAUCCAGCUCUCUGCUAAUGUGCCUGGGAAAAAAGACAGCCCAAGUACUUGGGCCCCUGUCACCCAUGUGAGAGACCCAGACGGAGUUCUGUGCUCCUGGCUUCAGCCUGGACCAGCCCAGCCAUUGCAGCCAUUUGGGGAGUGAACUAGUGGAUGGAGGAUCUCCCUCUCCCUUACUCUCUUUCACUCACUCUGUCGCUCUCGCUCUCUGCAUAUUGCUCUGCCUUAAUAAAUCUUUCAAAAAAAUCUCUAUGUAAAUUAUUUUUAUUUAUUUGAGAGAGGGUAGUCUCCCAUCUACCAGUUUAUUCCUCAAAUGUCAACAACAGCUGACUAGAUUGGGCUGAACUAAAGCUGGGAGCCAAGAACCCAAUCCAGAGGCUAACACUGUGGCACAGUGGGUUAUACUGCCACCUGCAAUACCAGCAUCCUGUAUGGGCUCUGAUUUGAGUCUUGGCUGCUUCAUUUCCACUCCAGCUCCCUGCUAAUGUGCCUGGAAAGCAGUGGAAGAUGGCCCAAGUGCUUGAUUCCCUGUAUCUAUGUGGGAGACCUGUAUGAAGCUCCUGGUUUCUUUCUGGUCUACCCCUGGCCAUUGUGGCCAUUGUGGGAGUGAACCAGUGGAUAGAUGAUCUCCAUCUCUCCCUCUCUCUGUAACUCUGCCUUUCAAAAAAGUAAAAACAGGAACCAGCGCUGUGGCCUAGUAGGUUAAAUAUCUGGCUGUGGCACCAGCUUCUCAUAUAGGCACCACUUCGAGUCCCGGCUGCUCCACUCCCAAUUCAGCUUUCUGCUGACGGCCUGGGAAAGCAGUAGAAGAUGGCCAAGUGCUUGGGCCCCUGCUUCCAAGUGGGAGACCCAGAAGCUCUUAGCUCCUGGUUCCACAGUCUGGCCAUUGCAGCCAUUUGGGAAGUGAAGCAGCAGGUGAAAGACUUUGUAACUAUGCCUUUCAAGUAAAUAAAUAAAUCUUUAAAAUAAGCAAAAAAAAAAAAAAAUUUACCAUUCUAGGUCUCCCACUCAGGUGGCAGGAGCCCAACUAUUGAGCAUCACAGCCUUUUCUGGUUGAAAAAGGUGUGUGUGUGUGUGUGUGUGUGUGUGUGUGUAUAGGGAGUGUUGGGGGGGGGGGUGGAAAACUGGUGGCGGGGACUGACACCAGUGCCUCUAUUUGAAUCUGAAGGCUCUUGGGGUUAUUUACUUUCUCCUUUGGGUCCAUUGGUGCUACCAGUCUAAUUUAUAAUGAAGAUUGACAGGCAAAAACAGAAAUGUCUUAGGUAAAGAGAUGGAAAUGGAUUUAAAGAGGAAAAAAUAAAGAGCAAGUAGGUUUCCAAUAGGCCUGGAGGAAGACCUUCAAGAAAAUAACCAGAAGAUGCUAAAAGGAGGUAAGAGGACAGCUGUGUCAUGAAAAGUCCCCUUUACAGUAAUGUGUAUAUUUAUGCCUUGGUUUUCUUAUGAGAACACUGUGGAAAUAUGAAGCUAACAGUGACAAAGCUGGAGAUUUUCUUUGUAUUUAUUAAAAAUAAUUUAAAAAAAAAACAGAAAAGCGAAGAACACAGAACUCAAGCUUCCUAUUUACUCUUACUGGGAAGUUCAACA
This is a messenger RNA of Oryctolagus cuniculus (rabbit), 6958 nucleotides long. RefSeq names its product lysine acetyltransferase 2B (gene KAT2B). Gene Ontology annotation, cellular component: nucleus; ATAC complex. Gene Ontology annotation, biological process: chromatin remodeling; positive regulation of transcription by RNA polymerase II. The record is from RefSeq and is a predicted model, not a curated record. Lineage: Eukaryota; Metazoa; Chordata; Mammalia; Lagomorpha; Leporidae. Gene Ontology annotation, molecular function: protein binding; histone H3 acetyltransferase activity.